AUGCCGUCUUCGAGGAUGUUGUUCUCGAUUUCCUUGGGCCUUUAUCAGGCGAAUGUAUACUACGCAAAGAAGAAGCGGAGAGCGCAGCAGUACCUGGGCGACGACGGGUCGCACAAGAAGGAGCGCAAGCUAUACAACGACGGGUACGACGACGACAACCACGACUACAUCAUCAAGCAGGGCGAGAAGUUCCUCGACCGGUACGAGAUCUCCUCGCCGAUCGGCAAGGGCUCCUUCGGACAGGUUGUGAAAGCGUACGACCACGAGGAGCAAUGUCAAGUAGCGAUAAAAAUUAUUAAGAAUAAGAAACCCUUCCUAAACCAGGCACAAAUAGAAGUGAAGUUACUAGAAAUGAUGAACAGGGCGGACGCCGAAAACAAGUAUUAUAUAGUGAAACUGAAGCGCCACUUCAUGUGGCGGAACCACCUGUGCCUCGUGUUCGAGCUGCUCUCGUACAACCUGUACGACCUGCUGCGCAACACCAACUUCCGCGGCGUCUCGCUCAACCUCACGCGCAAGUUCGCGCAGCAGCUCUGCACCGCGCUAUUGUUCCUUAGUCAACCUGAACUUAAUAUAAUUCACUGUGAUCUUAAACCCGAGAACAUCCUGCUCUGCAAUCCAAAGAGGUCGGCCAUCAAGAUUGUGGACUUCGGCAGCUCGUGUCAACUAGGUCAAAGGAUAUACCAGUACAUCCAGUCGAGGUUCUACCGGUCGCCGGAGGUGCUGCUCGGUAUACCCUACGACCUGGCGAUCGACAUGUGGUCCCUCGGCUGCAUAUUGGUCGAGAUGCACACGGGCGAGCCGCUCUUCAGCGGAGCCAACGAGCUGGACCAGAUGAACAAGAUCGUGGAGGUGUUGGGCAUGCCUCCGGAUCACUUGUUGGAUCAGGCACACAAAACUAGAAAGUUCUUCGACAAAUUACCGGCUUCCGAGGGAGGCGGUUAUGUUCUGAAGAAAGUAGCGAGUAAAGAUGGUGGCUACAGGAAGUAUCGGGCAGCGGGCACGAGACGGUUACACGACAUUCUCGGCGUGGAGGGCGGAGGCCCGGCCGCUCGCCGCCGGGGCGAGCCCGGACACUCUGUCUCCGACUACCUCAAGUUCAAGGACCUCAUCCUGCGCAUGCUCGAAUACGACCCGAAGCAACGGGUGACGCCGUACUACGCGUUACAACACAACUUCUUCAAGCGAACGGCCGACGAGUCGACGAACACGCAGCAGGCACAGGCGCACCACCAACACGUGGGCGGUGCGAGACUAUGGGGCGGCGCCGAGCGGAUGGAGGUCGAGAACGUUCGACGCGAGGACGACAUGCUACAGCCCGUCUGCCAACUCCAGCACAGUCCGGUCGCCAUACACUAG
Messenger RNA from Leptosia nina, 1359 nucleotides. The record is from the annotation of a GenBank genome assembly. NCBI's taxonomy places the organism in Eukaryota, Metazoa, Arthropoda, Insecta, Lepidoptera, Pieridae.